This is a messenger RNA of Echinops telfairi (small Madagascar hedgehog), 540 nucleotides long. Its product is annotated as ubiquitin-conjugating enzyme E2 C. The record is from RefSeq and is a predicted model, not a curated record. The coding region runs from base 1 to 540 and encodes 179 amino acids. Lineage: Eukaryota; Metazoa; Chordata; Mammalia; Afrosoricida; Tenrecidae. The transcript has a single exon.
AUGGCCUCCCAAAACCGCGACCCAGCCGCAGUCAGUGUCGUAGCCGCCCGAAAAGGAGCCGAGCCCAGCGGGGGCGCAGCCCAGGGUUCCGUGGGCAAGAGGCUACAACAGGAGCUGAUGACCCUCAUGAUGUCUGGCGACAAAGGAAUCUCUGCCUUUCCGGAAUCAGACAACCUUUUCAAGUGGAUAGGGACCAUCCACGGAGCAGCUGGUACAGUCUAUGAAGACCUGAGGUAUAAGCUCUCCCUGGAGUUCCCCAGUGGCUACCCUUACAAUGCGCCCACAGUGAAGUUCCUCACCCCCUGCUACCACCCCAACGUGGACACUCAGAGUAACAUCUGCCUGGACAUCCUGAAGGACAAGUGGUCUGCCCUGUAUGACGUCAGGACGAUUCUCCUCUCCAUCCAGAGCCUGCUGGGAGAGCCCAACAUCGACAGCCCUUUGAACACACACGCUGCUGAACUCUGGGAAAACCCAACAGCCUUUAAGCAAUACCUGCAGGAAACCUACUCAAAGCAAGUCUCCAGCCAAGAGCCCUGA